AUGGAGAAACAAUCAAAGACUUCUGUAACUGUUGACUGUGCACCAGCUUUCGAUUUUUCUAAUUGUUUUAGAAAUCAGGCUAUACAAAAGAUGGGUGCUAAAAUGCCAACUUUAACAAGUACAGGAACAACUAUUGUUGCCUGUGUUUAUAAAGAUGGUGUUUUGAUGGGUGCUGAUUCUCGUGCUACAGCUGGAAAUAUAACAGCUGAUAAGGCAUGUAUGAAAGUUCACAAAAUAACUGAUUCAAUGUAUGCUUGUGGAGCUGGUACAGCUGCUGAUUUAGAUCAGGUAACAAAAAUGCUUUCUUCUCAAAUGAGAUUACUUGAAUUAAAUACUGGAAAAAAAGCUCGUGUUGUUGCUGCACUUCGUCAUGUAAAACAAUAUCUUUUCCAAUACCAAGGAUAUGUUGGAGCUUAUCUUUUAAUAGGUGGUGUUGAUCCUACUGGUCCACAUCUUUAUACUGUAUCUGCUAAUGGUUUCACUUUGUCAAGAGCUUACAGUGCUGAAGGUUCUGGAAGUUAUGCAGCUAUCUCUGUCUUAGAAAGAGGUUUCAAAUUUAACAUGACCAAAGAGGAGGCAAAAGAAUUAGUACAAAAAGCUCUUGAAGCUGGUAUGCAUGGUGAUAAUGCAUCUGGAAAUUCUUUAAAUUUAGUCGAUAUAACAAUAGAUAAAACUGAAUUUGUUGGACCAAUAGUACCAGAUUUUUGUAAAAGACCAGAACCAAUAGAGUUGAAGUAUGAUUUUAAACCCGGUACAACACACGUUUUAAGAACUAAAAUAGUUAAAUAUGAUGUUGUCGAAAGCAUGGAACUCGAGUAA
Molecule: messenger RNA, 819 nt
Organism: Strongyloides ratti
Lineage: Eukaryota; Metazoa; Nematoda; Chromadorea; Rhabditida; Strongyloididae
Product: Peptidase T1A, proteasome beta-subunit family and Proteasome, subunit alpha/beta family and Proteasome B-type subunit family and Proteasome beta subunit, C-terminal domain-containing protein
Exons: 2
Coding region: 1-819 (272 amino acids)
Cellular component (GO): proteasome core complex
Molecular function (GO): threonine-type endopeptidase activity
Source: RefSeq, a predicted model, not a curated record